UCCCUAUCCAGCCCUUCCUCCUUGCCUUCUUGCUCUCCUUCUUGCUUUCCUUUCCUGUUCCUUUCUUCCCCUCCCCUCCCCCUCCCUCCUGCAUUUCCUCAUUCUUCCAGGAGGCCUGGAGACUGGAGCCUGGGGCUCUGGGGAACUGGGUUCCCCUCGGUUCCCCUCACCAGGCUUCUGCUUCUCAGAGGCGCGGGCAGAGGUGUGCGCCUGCAGCUCCCGCCCACUAGGUGAGAAGGUGCCUUCCCGAGUCUUCCUUCUCCGUUGCUCAGGGCAGUUGUUACUCACGGUGACGCUCACCGCCGAGCCCAAGGACCGAGCGGCUCCGAGCCACUCACGCGGGCUGGGCCGGUGUCCUCUCGGGGAGCCCGCGGCUGCAGAGCCCAGCGCCCGGGAGGGGCGCGCGCAGCCGGGCGGACUGGGGGGCCCUGCGCCGGCCGCGUCCCCUUCCUGCUCCGCUCCGGCUAAUGACCGGCGUCCUCCGGGUGUGUGUUUACCCUGCGGACAAACAGCAGUUGGGACGAGUGGGGCUUUUUAUGAGUUGAGGUACUUAGAGCUGGAAAAUAAGCAGCCGGGUAAUGAGAUGUUCUUGGGGAGCCCGGGGUAAAUAACAACAAAGCAGUCUCGGGGCCCGCGCCCGGGCGGGGUAUAAAAGCUGCGGCCGGGCCGGCCACCGGCAGAGCCGGCCGUCGGACCUGCACGCCGCGCGGCUGACAUGGGGUGCUGCCCGGGCAACUGCUUCCCCUGCUGCCAGGAGCAGGACUGUUGUGAGGAGUGCUGCUGCCAGCCCUCCUGCUGCGGCUGCUGCUGCGGCGGCUCCUCCUGCUGCGGCUGCGGAGGCUCCGGCGGCUGCGGGGGCUGCGGGGGCUGCGGCUCGGGGGGCUGCGGGGGCUGCGGCGGCUCCUCCUGCUGCGGCUGCGGCGGCUCCGGCUGCUGCGGCUCCUGCUGCGGCUGCGGCCCCGUGUGCUGCCAGCCCGAGCCCGUGUGCGACACCAAGUGAAGACCGCGCCCCUCGCGCGCCCGAAGCCGGGUCCCGCGCUGGCCCCGCGCUCGGCUCCGGCUGGGGGUCCCCUCGCCUGCAGAACCUUCCACGCCCGCCCGAGGGCGGCCCGCCUCUCCCGUCCUGAGCGGCGCAGCGCUCCCCCGCCAACGCCUGCCCUGCUGCUGGUGUUCUGAGGCACAAGAGCAAGAGCCUUCGCUGGCCAGGAGCGAGAGCCGGGUACUAAGAAGUGUCCCCAGCCCGGGGGGGGGGGUGAAUUGCCGUGACGCUCCUCUCCUCAUCCGAGGAGCCUCCGGGACUGAUCCUCCUCCAGAGCUUCCUGCUACUUGUGCACAAAAUCCCCCUCACCCUCAGGAGAACAGGACCAACUCUGUCACCCUCUUAAUAAAU
Molecule: messenger RNA, 1390 nt
Organism: Heterocephalus glaber (naked mole-rat)
Lineage: Eukaryota; Metazoa; Chordata; Mammalia; Rodentia; Bathyergidae
Gene: Krtap17-1
Product: keratin associated protein 17-1
Source: RefSeq, a predicted model, not a curated record